AGCCAAGAUUUUAAUGGAAUAAAUCCUUACAAAUGUGACAAAUAGGAUUUCUCUGCUUGUUUGAGAGAGAGAGAGGGUUGUUUGGGGAUAUAUAUAUAAAAAGGAGAAACAAUAAUGGAUCUGUUAAGUUUGAGAGACCGCAGAACUCGUCUGCUGCGGAGCCGGGAGUAUAUGCUCGCUUCGAACAGGCUGAACAAGCCGCCACCCUGGCAUAGUGCGGGCAGGCGAUGGGCUGUGUCGGCCUCGACGAUAGCCAUGGCGGAGAGAGAAAGGGAACUUGUCCCGAACCUCAGGGCGAGUUGCCCGCCAACCUUUUGGAGUUUGCAGAGGAGCGAGCCAGCCAAGCCGGGAAUGAGAAGGGCGAAAACGGCCAAUGCCUCUAGUUAUGCAGAAAGAAUAAGAUUUAAGCCGGAAGCUUACCGAGCUGAACCGUGUGAGGAAUGUGAUUCAAUGAGAGAAUGCCUCAACAACGAAUUCCUCAAAAACUUCGACGCCAACCAACUCAAACACGUCGAUACGUCAACUCGAAAUACCCUGCCAACUCAUAAAACAAUAUCUGAAGAGAGACGAGCCAUUCUUGGUGAACGGGGAUCGCACUCGGCCCGGUACGACGUAAAGCGACAUCGCAGCGUUCAUUUCUCGAGCGCUCCGACCACCAGUCAGGGUCCUAGACCAUCUCAAGACGACGUCGACGUCGCAACCACCGACGCCGUACAGAACGUAGAUGGCGAAGAGACGUGACACAUCGUAUCUACGACGACGGCGAUUACAACGUAGGAUUUUAAAGACAUUGAAAGACUUGUGAACAUAGAUCAUGUUGAACAGUGGCCCGGAACAGUGGAGACCAUUGACUAUUUU
This is a messenger RNA of Strongylocentrotus purpuratus (purple sea urchin), 858 nucleotides long. RefSeq lists its product as uncharacterized. Gene Ontology annotation, biological process: actin filament organization. Gene Ontology annotation, molecular function: actin monomer binding. The transcript is spliced from 3 exons. Bases 115 to 741 code for a protein of 208 amino acids. Lineage: Eukaryota; Metazoa; Echinodermata; Echinoidea; Camarodonta; Strongylocentrotidae. The record is from RefSeq and is a predicted model, not a curated record.